Prunus armeniaca (apricot) is the source of this 357-nucleotide messenger RNA. The record is from the annotation of a GenBank genome assembly. Lineage: Eukaryota; Viridiplantae; Streptophyta; Magnoliopsida; Rosales; Rosaceae.
AUGUUCUUUAGUCCUAACACUCCUAUGCCUUUUCGCACUCAGCUGCAUGCCAUAUUGGGAGUCAAUACUAUGAUGGACCCGGGGAAGUAUCUGGGUCUCUCAACCAUGUGGGGUAGAUUAAAAAAGGAUGCCAUGUGUUUCGUGAAAGAUAGAAUUCUGAGCAAAGUGCAAGGGUGGCGUCAGAGCCUCCUUUCUCAGGAUGGCAGGGAAGUGUUAAUUAAAUCAGUGGCGCAAGCUAUCCCUAUGUAUCAUAUGGCAGGGCAAAUAGGAGAUCCUAGGAAGAUUUCACUAGAUAAGCUGGAAGGAGCUAGGAGUGUCAAAAGAGUAAGUGGGAAUGGGCUUUCGCAACCUACAUGA